AUGAGCCUGAUUGCUUAUGUUACUGAGAAGGAAAUGUUUGAUGCCCUGAGCUCCAUCAAUGACCUAACUUCCCCAGGAAUUGAUGGUUAUGGUGCUAGAUUUUUAAAAGUAGCUUGGCCAAUCAUAAAGGAGGACAUAAAAGCCGUUGUUUGGGAUUUCUUCAACAAUGAUAGGUUUUAUAGAGCUUCCAAUAACACUCUGGUAACCAUUAUUCCUAAGACUGCUAUUGCUAAUAUGGUUAAGAACUCUCGACAUAUUUCUUGCUGCAUUGUGAUCUACAAAAUUAUCUCCAAAGUUAUGGCAAAGAGACUUGGUAAGGUGUUGAGUAAAGUUGUUAAUGUGGACUAG
This is a messenger RNA of Vicia villosa (hairy vetch), 348 nucleotides long. RefSeq lists its product as uncharacterized. The record is from RefSeq and is a predicted model, not a curated record. The transcript has a single exon. Lineage: Eukaryota; Viridiplantae; Streptophyta; Magnoliopsida; Fabales; Fabaceae. The coding region runs from base 1 to 348 and encodes 115 amino acids.